Molecule: messenger RNA, 1197 nt
Organism: Microthlaspi erraticum
Lineage: Eukaryota; Viridiplantae; Streptophyta; Magnoliopsida; Brassicales; Brassicaceae
Source: the annotation of a GenBank genome assembly
AUGGCUUUCGACAAUCUGACGGAACGUACUGUUUUCAGAAAAAUCCAAGAAAAACCUGAGAACAAGGUAUGCUUCGAUUGUAAUGCGGAUGAUUCAACAUGGGCAUCGGUUACAUACGGGGUUUUUCUCUGCAUGGAUUGUUCAUCUGCCCAUCGAAAUCUCGGUGUUCAUAUCAGCUUCGUGAGGUCAACGAGUUUAGACUCAUGGAGCCAUGAGCAGUUGAGGGCGAUGAUGUUUGGUGGCAACAACCGCGCUCAGGUGUUCUUCAAGCAACAAGGAUGGCACUAUGCGGGACGAUUUGAAGCUGAAAAGUACAUUUCAAGAGCUGCUAUUUUGUAUAGGCAGAUUCUUGCUAAGGAAGUUGCAUCUGAUUAUGCUGCCAAGGUAGAGUUACCUCCUCAGGAAAGUUCUUGUGUGAAACGUGAAGCUACCGGUAAGAAGCCUAUCGGUGCAAAAACGACUGGUGCUCUUGGUGCAUGGAAGCUUACUACUAAGCCAGACGGAAAACUCUACGAGCAGACAGCGGAAGAAUCAUCUUGGAGUGCAAAUAGUAAAAGCGGAAUCGAUUCAUCACUAACUACUCGGUUUGAGUUGGAAGACGAGUUGCAAUCUGGAGGAAAGAGCGGUGGUGGAACACAAGUGCUUAGCCAUGUUUCUCCACCAAAGUCAAGCUCCAGCUCGUCGAGAGUCGUCCUGGUUGAAGAAUCAGAUGCAGCAAGGAAGAGGUUCUUACACGCAAAGUCCAUAUCCUCUGCUCAGUUUUUUGGGGACUCGGCUCAAUCAGAAACUACCAAUGAGGAGUUGCUGUUGAAGAAUGAUUCCUCACUGGUAGGGAACAUAGUGGGCAAAACGAAAGAGAACCUCGACUCUUUGGCCUUUGCUAUAAAAGAUGCUUUCUUUAAGAUGUCAAGUCAAGAUCAUGUCCUUUAUACACUCCGUAGGGACCUGAGUGACUUAAUGCAGAUAAUAUAUGGCAAAGAUGCUGAUGCCAUCCCUUUUGCCACUCGUCUUCGAUGGGUCGAUGAUGUGUGUAUACGAGUGAGAAUUGCCACAUUAGGGGAAAACGCUUUCAGGGAAGACCAAACAGACUUGGUUAAUGGCAUUCGACGCGAUGCCCAUGAUUUGAUGGAAGAACUACGCUGCAGGCAGAAACUUUUGCUACGAGAACAACAGUUCUUCGGAAACAGAAUUGACUAG